GAUAUAUAUACUUUCGGCUUAUAAAAACAGUCCGUUUCCCGAGGAGCCAGACGCAGGAGGACAGAGCAAUGGACGAGCAAGGGCAACUCCACAUUGCAGCGUCCGCGCCGCGUUACCCAGAAUCUGAAUCCAUCAUGAUGGCCCCCAUUUGUCUAGUAGAAAACCAGAAUGAGCAGCUGACAGUAAAUUCAGAGGCAUUACAGAUUCUUGACAAGAUUUCUCAGCCCGUGGUGGUGGUGGCCAUCGUAGGGAUGUACCGUACAGGAAAAUCCUAUCUCAUGAAUCGUCUUGCAGGAAAGAACCAUGGCUUCCCUCUGGGCUCCACCGUGCAGUCUGAAACCAAGGGCAUCUGGAUGUGGUGUGUGCCCCACCCUUCCAAACCAAACCACACCCUGGUCCUUCUGGACACUGAGGGCCUGGGCGAUGUAGAAAAGGGUAAUCCUAAGAAUGACUCGUGGAUCUUUGCCCUGGCUGUGCUUCUAAGCAGCUGCUUUGUCUACAACAGCAUGAGCACCAUCAACCACCAGGCUCUGGAGCAGCUGCACUACGUGACUGAACUAACAGAGCUAAUCAGGGCAAAAUCCUGUCCCAGGACUGAUGAAGUUGAGGACUCCAGCGAGUUUGUGAGUUUCUUUCCAGACUUUAUUUGGACUGUUCGAGAUUUUACCCUGGAGCUGAAGUUAGAUGGACACCCCAUCACAGAAGAUGAGUACCUGGAGAAUGCCUUGAAGCUGAUUCCAGGCAAGAAUCCCGUGCUUCAAAAGUCUAACAUGCCUAGAGAGUGUAUCAGGCAUUUCUUUCCAAAACGGAAGUGCUUUGUCUUUGACCGGCCUACAAAUGACAAACAAUAUUUAAUUCAUAUGGACGAACUGCCAGAAGAAAAUCUAGAAAAGCUUUUCCUGAGGCAAUCAGAAAACUUCUGUUCUUAUGUCUUCACCGAUGCAAAGCCCAAGACCCUGAGAGAGGGAAUCAUUGUCACUGGAAACCGUCUGGGGACUCUGGCAGUGACUUAUGUAGAUGCCAUCAACAGUGGAGCAGUGCCUUGUCUGGAGAAUGCAGUGACAACUCUGGCCCAGCGUGAGAACUCAGCAGCUGUGCAGAGGGCAGCCGACCACUACAGCCAGCAGAUGGCCCAGCGAGUGAGGUUCCCCACAGACACGCUCCAGGAGCUGCUGGAUGUGCACAUGGCCUGUGAGAGGGAAGCCAUUGCAGUCUUCAUGGAGCACUCCUUCAAGGAUGAAAACCAGAAAUUCCAGCAGCAGCUCGUGGACUCCAUAGAGAAAAAGAAGGAAGACUUUGUGCUGCAGAAUGAAGAGGCAUCUGUCAAAUAUUGCCAGGCUGAGCUUAAGCAGCUUUCAGAGCACCUGAUGGAAAGCAUUUUGAAAGGAAUUUUCUCUGCUCCUGGAGGGCACAGUCUCUACUUAGAAGAAAAGAAACAGGUUGAGCAGAACUAUAAGCUAGUGCCCUGCAAAGGAGUUAAGGCAGACGAGGUCCUCUGGGAUUUCCUGCAGUCACAGGUGGUUGUGGAGGAAUCCAUCCUGCAGUCAGACAUAGCCCUCACUGCUAAAGAGAAGGACAUAGCAGUGGAGCGGUCCAUGAGGGAGGCAGCUGAGAAGGAACAGGACUUGCUAAAACAAAAACAGAAGGAGCAGCAGCAAAUAAUGGAGGCUCAAGAGAGAAGCUUCCGAGAAAAUGUAGCCCAACUGGAGAAGAAAAUGGAGAGUGAAAGGGAAAACCUCCUCAGAGAGCAUGAAAGGACGCUGGAACACAAGCUGAAGGAACAAGAAGAAAUGCUUAAGGAAGGAUUUGAAAAGAAAUCUGAGGAGUUAAAUAAAGAGAUUAAUCAACUGAAAGAAGAGAUUGAAACAGCCAAAAAAGAACCCUCAGUGUUAUCAAAGAUCCUUGACACAGUUGGCAAUAUUAUGAUGCUAGGUCUACCUGGGCCUACUAAGCUAUUUGGAUUAGGGAUGAAAUAUCUUGGCUCACAGGUUUAAGAGCCUGAAUAUUCCUGGUAAGGAAAUAUAAAAUGAGGUUUAUUUUAUUUAAAUAGCAUAACACUGUUGAUCAUUUUGUAAGUAUAUGUGUUAUAGAAGUUUCAUGCAAGAAAAGUUUAAAAUUAAAAAGUGAUUAUCAAACAAUAUCAGGGUCUGACAUCCACAAAAAACAAACUUAAUUUUGAUUGAACUAGCAAUUUAUAAAACUGAGAAACAAGUCAGAAGUGGUGGCAUUAUUGCUAGAAAAGGUAUAAUUAAAGCAAAAAGGCAACCGGUAAGAUUAAGAAGCCAUUAAUAAUUUGCAAUUUAUGUUAUAGUUACAGAAAUAAUUUCAGUUGUAAUUAACUCUUGCAAAUUAAUGAGAAGGGAGCAACACCACAAUUAAAAAAUUAUUUUUUACAGCUA
Molecule: messenger RNA, 2399 nt
Organism: Saimiri boliviensis boliviensis (Bolivian squirrel monkey)
Lineage: Eukaryota; Metazoa; Chordata; Mammalia; Primates; Cebidae
Source: RefSeq, a predicted model, not a curated record